CUCUCUCUACUCUUUCUUCACUUUUCAGCUCCUCUCUCUCUCUCAUCUCAUUUCACUUUUUCCCCCCUCUCUCUCUCUCUCUCAAACUCAGCUCCAUUGCUUCAGCUUUUCUUUACAAAAAUCUUUCACGCCUCAAAAGAACUCAGCUCCAUUCUGACAAGGUUGAACGAUCAGAUCUUGUGGCUUGAAAGAAAGCUUUUGGUUUUCUUUAACAUUUAAGCAUUGGAACUCUGUGUGAAAUCAGAGAUCUAGGCUUCCGAAGUUGGUGAUUUGUACAGAAACAUCUUAGUUUAUCUGAAAUUCGUUCUGUCAUUGUUUGAGCAGCGAAAAUGCAGAGGCCACCGCCUGAAGAUUUUCUGUUGAAAGAGACCAAACCCCAUCUUGGAGGGGGAAAAAUCUCUGGUGACAAACUAACCAGCACCUAUGACCUUGUUGAGCAGAUGCAAUACCUUUAUGUCAGGGUUGUUAAGGCUAAGGAUUUGCCUUCAAAGGAUGUUACCGGAAGUUGUGAUCCGUACGCUGAAGUUAAGCUCGGGAACUAUAAAGGAACUACUCGACAUUUUGAGAAGAAAACCAAUCCUGAAUGGAAUCAGGUUUUUGCUUUCUCUAAGGAUCGGCUUCAGGCCUCGGUGUUGGAGGUUACUGUGAAAGAUAAGGAUGUUGUGAAGGACGACUUCAUUGGUCGUGUGUGGUUUGAUUUGAAUGAGGUUCCGAAACGGGUUCCCCCAGAUAGUCCUUUGGCGCCGCAAUGGUAUAGAUUGGAGGAUAGAAAGGGUGAUAAGGUUAAGGGAGAGUUAAUGCUGGCUGUUUGGAUGGGUACACAGGCUGAUGAAGCAUUUCCAGAAGCUUGGCACUCGGACGCCGCGACUGUUAGUGGAACCGAUGCUCUUGCAAAUAUUAGGUCGAAAGUUUAUCUAUCUCCUAAGCUUUGGUAUUUGAGGGUUAAUGUGAUUGAGGCACAAGACUUACAGCCAACUGAUAAGGGUAGAUAUCCGGAAGUUUUUGUGAAGGCUAUUUUAGGGAAUCAGGCAUUGAGGACUAGAAUCUCUCAGAGCAGGAGUAUCAAUCCGUUGUGGAAUGAGGAUUUAAUGUUCGUUGCUGCGGAACCAUUCGAGGAGCCUCUGAUUUUGAGUGUGGAAGACAGAGUUGCUCCAAACAAAGAAGAAGUAUUGGGGAGAUGUGCAAUUCCUUUGCAGUUUAUGGAUAGGAGACUCGACCACAAACCGGUGAAUACUAGGUGGUUUAAUCUUGAAAAACAUAUCAUUGUAGAAGGGGAAAAGAAGAAAGAAAUUAAAUUUGCAAGUAGGAUUCACAUGAGGGUUUGUCUAGAAGGUGGUUAUCAUGUUUUGGAUGAAUCAACUCACUACAGCAGUGAUCUUCGCCCAACGGCCAAACAGCUCUGGAAAUCUGGAAUUGGUGUUCUUGAAGUUGGGAUAUUGAGUGCUCAGGGUUUGAUGCCGAUGAAAAAUAAAGAUGGGAGGGGGACAACUGAUGCUUAUUGUGUAGCGAAAUAUGGGCAGAAGUGGAUUCGAACAAGGACAAUCAUUGAUAGCUUUAUGCCGAGGUGGAAUGAGCAAUAUACUUGGGAGGUUUUUGAUCCUUGUACUGUGAUUACAAUUGGUGUAUUUGAUAAUUGUCAUUUGCAUGGUCCUGACAAAGCUGGAGGUGCAAAAGAUUCAAGGAUUGGUAAGGUAAGGAUUCGUCUUUCGACACUCGAGACUGAUCGAGUGUACACACAUUCCUAUCCACUCCUAGUUCUUCACCCAACUGGUGUGAAGAAAAUGGGUGAAAUUCAAUUGGCUGUGAGGUUCACUUGUUCUUCUUUGCUCAACAUGAUGCACAUGUAUUCACUACCUCUGUUGCCAAAGAUGCACUAUAUACACCCAUUGACCGUUAGCCAGCUCGACAGUUUGAGGCAUCAAGCUACUCAGAUAGUUUCAAUGAGGUUGAGUCGCGCUGAGCCGCCGCUGAGAAAGGAGGUAGUUGAGUAUAUGCUUGAUGUUGGUUCCCACAUGUGGAGUAUGAGAAGAAGCAAGGCUAAUUUCUUCAGAAUCAUGGGAGUAUUGAGUGGACUAAUUGCUGCGGGAAAAUGGUUCGAUCAAAUUUGCAAUUGGAAAAAUCCAAUUACAACGGUUCUGAUUCAUAUCUUGUUUAUAAUAUUGGUCAUGUAUCCUGAACUUAUCUUACCAACAGUUUUCCUUUACCUCUUCCUGAUUGGAAUUUGGCACUAUAGAUGGAGGCCAAGACACCCUCCUAACAUGGACACUCGGCUCUCUCACGCCGAUUCAGCUCAUCCGGAUGAACUUGAUGAAGAGUUCGACACAUUCCCGACUUCGCGGCCUUCUGACAUUGUUCGGAUGAGAUAUGAUCGACUUAGAAGCAUAGCUGGCAGGAUACAGACUGUGGUUGGCGACUUAGCUACUCAAGGGGAAAGGCUGCAGUCUUUGCUGAGCUGGCGUGAUCCAAGAGCAACGGCACUGUUUGUGAUUUUCUGUCUGCUUGCUGCUACUAUACUGUAUGUGACUCCAUUCCAAGUUGUGGCCCUUCUGACCGGAAUUUAUGUGCUGAGACAUCCGAGGUUCCGUCAUAAGCUUCCGUCGGUACCGCUUAAUUUCUUCAGGAGGCUGCCUGCAAGAACUGAUUGCAUGCUUUGAAGUUUGAAUCCUCAACAAAGGACAGUGCAGAGUGGAGAUUCAUUGUUCAGUUCCAGAUUUUUAUUAUCUUCUUCUGAAGACAGUAGAUUUUGUUGAAUUAUUAGUAUUGUCCAUCAUUAUGUCAUAGGGUUUUAUGUUUUGGCUUUUGAACUUCAUAGUAUAUCUGUAAUUUUGUAGGGUUUGAGCUGAAAUUAUCUUCUUCUGAACUACUUUCAUGCUUAAUCAAAUUUAGUAGUUUUUCUCAAUGGGGAAUUGGUUUGAAUUGUUAUGGUGAUGGUAGAAUAUUCUGUUUAA
Molecule: messenger RNA, 2948 nt
Organism: Medicago truncatula (barrel medic)
Lineage: Eukaryota; Viridiplantae; Streptophyta; Magnoliopsida; Fabales; Fabaceae
Product: FT-interacting protein 3
Exons: 3
Coding region: 330-2654 (774 amino acids)
Source: RefSeq, a predicted model, not a curated record